Messenger RNA from Prunus armeniaca (apricot), 963 nucleotides. The record is from the annotation of a GenBank genome assembly. NCBI's taxonomy places the organism in Eukaryota, Viridiplantae, Streptophyta, Magnoliopsida, Rosales, Rosaceae.
AUGAGAAUGUCCUCCAUUUGUUCCAGAAUACCCUGGUCUUGGGUCCACAUUGGUUUGGUUCUGUUCCUCCUGAAAUGGUGGGACCUGUUCAAAGAUGACGCCAAAGCUCCCCUAUGUUUCGAAAGUUCUCCUGCUCUAGCUUCUCAUUCUUGGGUUUGCAAGAACUUGAGCCGUUCGUUCCCAUCUAGUGAAGUGAGAAACAGUCCAGUCAAGUGGGCUGACUGGAUUGACAGGCUUCUUCCCCAGUUUGGGGCUCACUGGAAGUGGGCUGGUAUUUAUGACAUCAUCUUUCUGUCUAAACAGUCCAUCAACAGGGACGAAAAUCUCUUGGCUGCAGCUCUCUGCUUCUGGAAUUCUGCCAGCAAUACCUUCGAUUUUCGUGUGGGCCCGAUGUCGCCAACCCUACUAGAUAUGGCUCAGAUCUUUGGAUUUAUGCCCCAUGGAAGACCUGUUGAUGCUAUUGGGGACUAUCAUCGAAGGAAAAACCAAGAGAAGCUGUCCAAGCCUUUCACCAUUUCUCCAGCCGUGAUCAACCAGAACUAUUCUUUCUCCAAUUAUCUGAGUAAGUUCAGUGUUGAGAAGGACAAGGAUCAGCAACACAUGUUGUUCCUCUUGUACUGGCUGAACAGGUUCGUUUUCCCAAAUCGUUCCUCAGCAGUUCUGCUUGAGUACAGACACCUGGCAGAGGCUUUACCUAAUCACACUAACGUCGGACUUGGGCCUACUGUUCUGGCUCAUUUGUUCAAGAAUUUGCACACUGCCACCCUGGCGAAUCCUCUCAAUCUGUCUGCCCAUGGCACGUUCUGGAUGAUCCAAAUCUGGCUGCAAGUUUAUUUCCCGAAACUGAGGUUUCUGAAUAUAGUUCUCCCUGAAGACCAAGUUCUAGCCCUACCUCUAAUGUCAGCAGAAGUGCCCAAGAGAUCGAUUGACAAGUACCUGAUGUUCUUCAGACAUUGUACCUGA